Bacillus rossius redtenbacheri is the source of this 3881-nucleotide messenger RNA. It is a transcript of the gene Rev1, whose product is annotated as DNA repair protein REV1. Gene Ontology annotation, biological process: error-prone translesion synthesis; error-free translesion synthesis. The transcript is spliced from 14 exons. Gene Ontology annotation, cellular component: nucleus. The record is from RefSeq and is a predicted model, not a curated record. Bases 402 to 2750 code for a protein of 782 amino acids. Gene Ontology annotation, molecular function: DNA-directed DNA polymerase activity; deoxycytidyl transferase activity; damaged DNA binding. NCBI's taxonomy places the organism in Eukaryota, Metazoa, Arthropoda, Insecta, Phasmatodea, Bacillidae.
CCAGCAGAAAAGAGGCUGACCCGAGCAGAUUACGUCAAUUGUAGAAAGUUGAAGAAUAAAAAACGCAAAGUUCAAAGUUUCAAUAGCGUCGAACUGAUCUCAUUAGAUACCAUUGAGUGUCAUCUCUGAAGUAUUACUUUGUGCAAGCAUUCUAUGACAUAAACCAGCCCGCCUAUCCUAUGAAUGUUUCUUAUUUGUAAUUUUUAAUUUUAAAAAAAGUUGUCGGCUCAUCGCUCGGUGCUCAGUUUUGACACCUCCCCAUGAGUGAGAGAGCUUGUUGGAAGACUUGGUUGUGUUUAGCUCAUUGUUACGCAGUUCACUCCGUUGUUGUCGACCUUGUGUGCAUCUAGUGCUGGUUGUGCGCGGAAACCAAUAACCAUUAAAAAAAAAAGUAAUUUUUAAUGAAAGGGCGUCGUAAUGAUGAUUCGGAAGACAAUGGUUUUGCGAAAUGGGGAGGCUACAUGGCCGCGAAGAAGUCGAAGCUGGAGCAGCAGUUCUCGGCCAAUCCCAGGCCCGAGGCCGACGGAGGAGGCAUCUUCGCCGGGGUCGCCAUCUUCGUGAACGGCUACACUCGGCCGACGGCGGAGGAGCUGAAGCAGCUGAUGCUGCGGCACGGCGGCACGUACCACCACUACCGGUCGCGUGCCACCACGCACGUCAUAGCCGCCAACCUGCCCGACAGCAAGGUGCGGCAGCUGAAGGGCACGGACCGGGUGGUGCGGCCGGAGUGGGUGGCGGAGAGCGUGGCGGCCGGCCGGCUGCUGGACCACCGGGACUACCUGCUGUGCCCGGCGCGGCCGUGUGGCCAGGCGCGGCUCGGCUUCCCCCCGGCCGUGCCCGCGCCCGCCCGGCUGGCCAGCGACGACAACUUCCUGGAGGAGUUCUACAGCAACUCGCGCCUGCACCACAUCUCGACCAUGGGGGCGGCCUUCAAGCAGUACGUGGGCGAGCUGAGGGCGGCCGGCAGGGGCAGCUUCCCGGGGCUGGAGCGCCUGCAGGCGGCCGGGCGCCACCGCGACGGCGACGACGGCGACGAUGACCUGUUCGGGGAGCCGGGGUCCGCGCCGGGCGACCGCGUCAUCAUGCACGUCGACAUGGACUGCUUCUUCGUGUCGGUGGGCCUGCGCGCCCGCCCGCACCUGCGCGGCCUGCCCGUGGCCGUGACGCACGCCCGGGGCGAGGCGUGUCCGUGCAGCCCUGGCCGCGCAGAAACCCGCCAGCAGGAGCGCGAGUGCUACAGGCAGCGGCUGAAGGAGCGGCUGGGGGAGCAGGCCUCCGUGCCGGACGACGCCGUGCCGGGGGGCUCCAUGUCGGAGGUGGCGUCGUGCAGCUACGAGGCGCGGCGCGCCGGCGUCACCAACGGCAUGCUCCUGGGGGCCGCGCUGGCGCUCUGCCCCGCCCUGCGCACCAUGCCCUACGACUUCGAGGGCUACCAGGAGGUUGCCCGCGCCCUCUACGACACCGUGGCUGAGUACACCCUGGACAUCGAGGCCGUCAGCUGCGACGAGAUGUUCGUGGACUGCACGGAGCUGCUGCGCAGGGCGGAAGUCACGCCUCUCGAGUUCGCCACCGUCCUGCGCCGCGAGAUCAGAGAGCGGACGGGCUGCACCGCGUCCACGGGGCUCGGGCCUAGCCCCCUGCUGGCGCGGCUCGCCACCAGGCGCGCCAAGCCCGACGGCCAGUUCCUGCUGGAGGCGUCCGAGGCCGAGGGCUUCCUGCGGGACGUCGCUGUGGGCGACCUGCCCGGCGUGGGGCGCAGCGUGGCGUCGCGGCUGGCGGCCCGGGGCGUGAGCACCUGCGGGCAGCUGCAGAAGCUGUCCCUGGCCGCGCUGCAGGCCCAGUUCGGGGCGAGGACGGGGCUCGCCCUGCACCGCCACUGCCGCGGCGUGGACGACCGCGAGCUGCACACGUCAGGGCAGCACCGGCGCAAGUCGGUGUCCGCGGAGGUCAACUACGGCAUCAGGCUCGCCGACCGGGGGCGGGCGGACGCCUUCCUGCGGCGACUGGCGGGCGAGGUGGCGGGCCGGCUGGCGGCGCUGGGCCUGGCCGGCCGCAGCGUCGCCCUCAAGCUCAUGGUGCGUGCCAAGGACGCGCCGGUGGAGACGGCCAAGUUCCUCGGCCACGGGGUGUGCGACAACGUGACGCGGUCGUCCUCGCUCGCCGCGCCCGUGGCAGACGCUGAGGCCAUCGCCAGAGAGGUGUUGGGCCUGGCGCGGCAGAUAGCGGCGCCGCCUGCGGAGUGGCGUGGCGUCGGCAUCCAGGUGUCGCGGCUGGAGGCACGGACAGCCCCCUCGCACGGCCUGGAACGCUUCCUGGCCGCGCCCCGGGGCAGCGAGGAGCCCCGGCCGAGCACGGACCGCGUCGUCACACUGUCACAGGUGGACCCCAGCUUCCUGGAGGCUCUACCAGACGACGUGCGACAGGAGGUGGAGGCAAGCCUCGCUCGCGGCGGGCGGGACUCUGCUGAGGAGCUGAGCACGGACAUGCCGCUGCGCGAGGCAGAGACCGUGCUGCGCGAGUGGGCGCGCACGCAGCGGCGACCGGAGCCGUACGACAUCUACCUGCUGGCCGACUACGCGGAGCGCCUGGCCGCGCUCGGCCGCGCCGACACCCUGCUAGCCGUGCUGCGGCUGCUGCGCGAAUGCACGGCGCACAAACAGGACGACGCCUGGCGGGAAGCGUGCCAGAGCGUCGAGGACUGCGCACAGGAGACGAUGCUCCGUGUCCACGGGGAGGAACUAGCCGUGUGACGUCCGUGAACCUCGUGCCAGUCACCACAUUCACACAAUGCUGCUUUCUAACUAAUUUCCGAAGACAUAAAUUUACAAUCAUGAACGAAUACUUCAGUUUAAGGAUCUCAUGUGUAAACAUUGCAUUUGUAGGCCAGUGGUUAUCCAACCACUAAACUUCAAAAAUUCAGUAAAAAAAGAUGUUUCACGAGGUAUUUUUAGAAAUUGGGAAACUUCAUUACAAAAGGAAUAAAAUUGCACAUAUUUAUAGGCCCAGUGCUGAAUUCUUCAAAUUUUAUCAUGCAGGUAAUUUUGAAUUCUAAUUUUCAAAGACUAAAUUACACCUACUAGAUUUGGAGAUAAGACUAACAUGGAACAACCUCAACUAUAAGUAUAAGUGUGUGUACGUACACACGCACACACACACAUGCAUACGUUAGCACUUUAGUAGGCGAACCAUGCUCAUCUGGGCCUGAUAGGGUAUAUCACAUAUUUCAGAGACACAACUCCCUGUUGUCAACUGAAUCCUACAUUCCAGUCAACACCAUUCUGUAGGACUAUGGAAAAAAAAAAAAAAAAAAAAAAAAAAAAUUAAGUUAUGUUAUAAAGUAAUAAUACAAUAAUUAUAUAUUAGUGUGUAUUAUAAUUAGAGCUUAAGAUUAUUACCACAAAAAAAAUUGCAACCAUAUCUUAGGAAAUGACACAACUGGACUGAAAGGAUUAAAACAAGAUGAAAUUGCAAAUUGAUGAAAAAUUGAUGAGUCUCUGCUUUGAUGUGCUGGAUGCAGCACUAUGUCAAACUCUCUUUUAAAAAAAAAGGACGUAACCAUUUGCACAUCCUUGGAGAAUGUAGGUAUGUUGGACUGUUUGUGGCCAGGAGAGUGAGUUGAGCCAUGGAGUGGAAUAGAGCACCACCAACUCUUUGGUAGACAGAACUUCUAGCCGACGUGGUCAUCGGAUUGCACGGGACACUACCUCUCGUCAGUGGAAGUAGCACUUCCGGCAUUUCUGAUUUCUGGUUGUAGCAUCGGACUGUGCCGCUGUUUGAAUUAUCCUGAAGUUUCGUGAAAAAUUCUCUUUGCAUACAAACUCAAAUAAAAUCACAAAGUUAAUUUAAUUCAACACACUAAAAUAAUAAACGUUCAUUUUAAU